CGGGUAGCAGGGAUUUAAGGAGAAAUGUUUAUGGGAUGCCGUGUAUGUACUUAAUGUUGAAAUUGUAUUAUGUUUCAAACUCCGAAGUGGGAUUUUGAUGCUUCUUCCGAAAGUUUGUAUUCUCAAUGGUUCGAAUCCCAUUCCAGAAAUGGAAGAAAGACACAAAAGAAGAGUAAGAAGGGUACUAAAACUAAAAGGAUCAUAAAGGAACAAUUUUUCCCAACACAGGUCAAUCAGGAUAUACACACAUCUGUUCCCAAUGUUGCAAGCAGUAAAACAACAAAAGUUACCCAAAAUUUAAUGUCGUUGCCAACUACUGGUAACAAAGUACAAAAUGUUGGGAGAAGAAAGGUUAAGAAUACAGAAGAGAAAAGGCGAAAUCUGUCAUGUAGCAAGAGACAGUAUCAGUCUUAUGAAGAUGAAAGGAUGGUAUGUAAUCCUGAUUCAAAUGUAGUAUCAAAGAGAAAGAGAAGACGGCGAGCUUCAUCUGAUAGUAGAUUGGUGCAAUAUAAGAAAAGAAGAAAGAUAUUUUCUCAAAAUGACCUACUGUUGCCUGGAAGUAAUAUUUCAAACAUGCCUACAGGUUCUGAACAUAAACUCAUGAAGGAGAACUGGAAAAAUCAAAAUCAGAAGAAACGUAAAAGGAGCACGAAUAAUAAAACUGAAAAUUCUGAAACACCUGGAUCAACAAGCCAAUCAUUGUACAGUAUAAGCAAACUGAAGCAAAUGAUAGAAACAUCAGAGUCUAAAGAACUAAGCAAAGAAAGAAUUACUGAAGGGAAGCAGGUUAAAGAAACCGGAUCAUUGCGCGAAAGAAUGUUGAAGAGACUGCAAGCAUCACGUUUUAGAUAUCUCAAUGAGCAGUUAUACAAAUCAAGUGGGAAAGAUGCAAAGGAGUACUUUGAAGCUGAACCGGAAGCAUUCACUGCCUACCAUGAAGGUUACCAACAGCAAGUACGACAGUGGCCCAUCAACCCACUUGACAUCAUCAUAACAGCUCUGAAAAAGAAGUCCUCAGGCCUCGUGGUUGCAGACUUCGGUUGUGGUGAUGCACAUUUGGCUCAAUCUAUACCAAACAAGGUGCAUUCAUUCGAUUUAGUGGCAAGGUCAAAGGAGGUGACAGCUUGCAACAUGGCUCACACACCUCUCUCCAAUGCUAGUGUAGACGUAGCUGUCUUCUGCCUUUCACUCAUGGGCACCAACCUAAGUGGCUAUCUUACUGAAGCAAAUCGAGUGCUUAGAGAAGGGGGCCUCCUGAUGAUAGCUGAAGUCGAAAGUCGUUUUGAAGAUGUUCGGGUAUUUAUCCAGAACUUAGAGAAAUUUGGAUUUGUAAACACUCUGAAAGACUUGUCACACAAUCUCUUUUAUUUCAUGGACUUCAAGAAGGAAAAAUGCAUUAGCAAGAAAAUGAAAAAGAAGCUACCAGAAAUAACCCUUAAACCAUGUUUAUAUAAGAAAAGAUAACUAAGAGUAUAUAUUAGAAAAUAAAAUGCCAAAAAGAAACCACUCCAAAAUAUUGCAUUUUUAAUAUUUUUAUACUGGAGGCUUAGAAACAUUAAUACUCUAAGUAUAGGCAACUCUCAUUCAUGCUUUAUCAAUUUUUUCACAUAUUCUCAGUUGUAUUUCAGUCCACAAAGAGCACCCAUUCCCUAUCCAUGGCCACAGCAGAAGCUGCUGAACAUACCAUGUGAGCUGUCAGUGUUCAUUCCAUGCAUUAGUUUAUGCGACAGUUCCCAGGAAUGCAAGCUGCCAACCCAACCCAACCCAACCUUCCCCCUGUACAGUAUGUCUGGCACAAUACACAGUGCAGUGAAGAUAUUUUGGACAGCAAACUCCACUUGCUGAAAGGUGUUGUGUCGACAGGAAUAUAGCAAGUAGUAUCUAAUAGUCAUUCACACAGCAGGAUGCAAUAAAACAUGAAAUAUAUGAGCUGUGUCAAAACUGCAUUUCUUAUAGAUGUUGUGAGAGCUUCAUCAGUUCCAUCAUGUAAUCAUGCAUCUGCAACACAACUAGAUCAAAGCACUAAUGAAUAAGACAGAUCUGUGAGGUUAUGUUUAUGAAACAUGUCAUUCUGUACUUCUCAGUGUACAAAAAUAUUGUGUUCAUUCCUGCUCUCCCAUCCUUUAAUAAAUUCUGAACCAAUUCAGCUGAUGUGGAUUGUGGCUUUGAGUUAUGAUGCUGUGUACUCUGGUAGGUGGUUACCAAUAUUUUGGAAGAACCAGCUACACCCAUCUUCAGGGUAAAAUAAAUGUAAAGU
Cryptotermes secundus is the source of this 2257-nucleotide messenger RNA. Its product is annotated as ribosomal RNA-processing protein 8. The coding region runs from base 70 to 1464 and encodes 464 amino acids. NCBI's taxonomy places the organism in Eukaryota, Metazoa, Arthropoda, Insecta, Blattodea, Kalotermitidae. Gene Ontology annotation, molecular function: methyltransferase activity. Gene Ontology annotation, biological process: cellular response to glucose starvation; regulation of transcription by glucose; rDNA heterochromatin formation. Gene Ontology annotation, cellular component: chromatin silencing complex; rDNA heterochromatin; nucleolus. The transcript has 5 exons. The record is from RefSeq and is a predicted model, not a curated record.